This is a messenger RNA of Eublepharis macularius, 942 nucleotides long. RefSeq names its product olfactory receptor 12D1-like. The transcript has a single exon. Gene Ontology annotation, biological process: G protein-coupled receptor signaling pathway. Gene Ontology annotation, cellular component: membrane. Gene Ontology annotation, molecular function: olfactory receptor activity; G protein-coupled receptor activity. The coding region runs from base 1 to 942 and encodes 313 amino acids. NCBI's taxonomy places the organism in Eukaryota, Metazoa, Chordata, Lepidosauria, Squamata, Eublepharidae. The record is from RefSeq and is a predicted model, not a curated record.
AUGGAAAACCACACAGAGGUGCAUGAGUUCAUUUUAAUGGGACUAACAAAAGACCAUCAAAAGCAACAUAUUCUUUUUAUAUUUUUUCUGCUGAUCUACAUGGCGAGCUUACUGGGAAAUGGAGCCAUUUUGGCUAUAACAUUUGUAGAACCACGACUCCAUACUCCUAUGUACUUUUUUCUAGGCAAUCUCUCCUGUUUGGAUAUAUGCAGUUGUACAGUUACUGUGCCAAAAAUGCUGACGGGCUUUCUUGUGGAGCCCCAAGCAAUUUCUUUUAUCGGGUGCCUCACUCAGCUACAUUUUUUCCACUUCCUCGGAAGUAGUACAGGCAUUCUUCUGGGUGUUAUGGCAUUCGAUCGCUGUGUGGCUAUAUGCAACCCUCUCCGUUACACUGUUAUCAUGAAUAAAUGGACUUGCUUUCUGCUGGCUGGGGUCACCUGGGCUGCGGGUUUCUUUCAUGCCCUUAUGCACACAGUUUUGACCUCUCGCCUAUGGUUCUGUGGCCCCAAUUAUAUACAGCAUUUCUUUUGUGACAUUAAGCCCCUGCUAAAAUUGGCCUGCAGCAGCACAGCCCUCAACCUCAGCCUUCUUAAUAUUGUUACUGGUUCAAUUGCUCUGGGUGGCUUUUUCCUCACUCUUCUCUCCUACUUGUACAUCAUAUCCUUCCUCUUCUUCAAAGUUCAGUCCUGGAAGAGCAGAUGGAAAGCUUUCUCUACAUGUGCCUCCCAUCUGACAGUUGUAGCUCUCUUGUAUGUUCCAGUUCUUUCCAAUUACAUGCUUGCAUCUACUGGUGAAUCAGCCAAAAGAGAGACGAUUGUCACUAUAUUGUACAGUGCAGUCACUCCAGUUCUGAAUCCUCUAAUUUACACCCUUAGGAAUCAAGAGGUAAAAUCUGCUCUGAAAAAAAUGUUAACCAGGAAACAGCAGUCUGUAAGGACAUGA